UGUGUGUUGAGUUGGAGGAGGGACUCCUCGUCGCAGAGAAGAUCGUUUAGAGAAGUCAGAAGUUGCUUCGCCAGCGAAGAGAGAAGUGAGGCGGCGAAAAGACCAUCAGAGCCUCAGACAUGAAAGUCCUUCACACCCUGAUCUGCUUCUUUCUCUCAGCGCUGCAGGACAGUAAGACACGUCUCGCUGGUGCAGAGGUCGUCUGGACUGGAACAGAAGGAGGAGCCAUCACAGUUACAUGCUCAUUUUCUUUAUCUGGAAAGAAGAGACUCUUCUGUAAGGAGAAAUGUGGAGAAGGAGACGUUCUUAUAGAAACAGAAGACGACAUAAAGAAGAGUGGCAGAUAUAUCAUUCGAUAUGAAGAAGGAUUUUAUCCAGUGUCAAGCACAUUAGUUCAUGUGACCAUCAAGCAGCUGACCAUGUCGGACUCAGGAUCGUACGAGUGUGGUUUGAAAAGAUCCCUUGGUAAAGAUGGAUACGAGCAGAUUAGGAUCAACGUCAGAGGCGCCACAGCCACUUUGAAACCAACCCGGACUGUCCGACCCUCGUCGGCAACAGUCCCAGCAGCCUCCGCCGCGACGACUCAGAGCUCGUGCUCCAGUGCAGGAAGCUCCACGCCUUCAUCGGCCGGCAAUGAAAGCACCAAGCAGCCUGAGACGUCACCUGCAGGUCCAGAUCUGCUGCUGUACGUGAGCCUGACUCUGGUUUUCAUGAUCAUCGUAUUAUUAGUGGCUCUGCUGGUAUUCUGCAGGAACGGGGCCAGUAAACCCAGAGAAUUUCCAGAGUCUCUAGCGGAGGAUGAGGAGAGCCGAACCUACGAGGAGAUCAGAGAGGAGCGCGGAGGGAGUAGAUCUCCUCCUGACCAGGUUUCUACGGUUUACUCUCUCGCACAACACGCCAAGCCAAACGCAGUGGAAACUACAGACUGCUACAGCCUUGUCACCGCACCUUGUUCUCAGAAGGAAGCUGAAGAGGACUCGAGUGCACUCACCUACUCUGAGGUGAACACUCACAAAGGUGCGGCUCCAUCGCCCAACGGCGGCCUCUACGGCGACGUCAGUACUGUCAUCUACUCCGUGCCUCGGCUUGCUUAAGUGAGUCAGAGCCAGCCACGACGAAGACGCUUCGCUUCCUCUGCACCCCGUCGCCUCUGAUGGGAAUUAUUUUUUGUAUUAGUAGAUACAAAAUGGAAUUGAUACUGUAUUUAUGUUUAAAAGCUCUGUACACGAUUGUUUUUCUCAGAAACCAUUGUUGACAGCUUUAUGUUUUUAGGUUGUCCGUUUGCCCAUCUGAGUGAACAUUUUUAAUAACCUAGCAUGUUAUAUUUUUGCCUCAAAACAUAAGUUUAUUUGGGUUUUAGUGGCUUUAGUGACUUCCUUUACUAAGAUAUUUUUAUGACUCACUAUAUUUCUUAAAUAACUAUAUUUUCAGAUAAAAAAUAUAUUUAUAAUUAAAUGUAUUUUGACAUUUAAAAAAUACUUUACUAUGGCAUUACUAUGGCUUAAUAUGACAUUUUUAUGACAUAAUAUAGUAUGAAAUAUUACAUCCUACAGGGACAUUGUGGGCCUUUUUUAUUACUUGGUAAUAAUUUGAAAGUUAUAUGACUUGUUACUGAAUGUAUUUAAAUAAUGGUCAAUAAAAUUAUCAACACAACAGUAAAUUACAUAUUUUUAAUUAAAAUAAAUUUGACAUACAUUGGCAUUUUAAACAGUAUAUGGUCUUUUAUCUUUUACAAAACAUUUCUAUAAAUAUUCUUACUGCAGUGUGUCCGACUACAGUAUGAACAGCAGCUGUUUACACCGCAAGCAGGUUGAUAUUGUUGAAAAUAAACUUAACCUGAUUUACCGUUAAUGUUCAUUUGUCCAUCGGGGUCACGGCACGUGUUUCAAACAAAUGUGGCAACACCAACUGAACACAAACAUAAUAUUAACACAGAUUCACGUCAUGUGAUUCCUUGACUGCAACGCUGCUUGUCCAUGUUGUCGAUUUAAAAGGAACGAAGAAACACAUUGCAAAAACCUAUUUAACUUAAGAUGUAAAACAGUAAAAUGGAAGACAAUCAAAUGGAUAAUGUUUCCCUUUACAACCUUACAGUGAUCAAAGAAGAGUCAAAAUUACAAAACAAGAAACUAAUACAACAUGUGCGUGUGAUGUUCAAAUAAAGGAGUGUCACGUAAAACAGAAACGCUGUGGCACAUUAAAGGUAAACACACUCGGGAGGGAGAGGAGGACGGUCACGCUGACAGGAUAAAAAGCUGCAUAGAAUCAAUAUCACAACUCUCUAAUGUAGAGAAGACGACGUCGGAAGGUCGCGUGCCGUUUCUACUCUCAAGCAGAGUCUCAAGCCAAAAUAUACUUUUCACUUUUUCCUGGAUUCCACUUCGAGAACAGUUUCACUAUACGACUCUGCUCUUUAGUGUCCAAGUACAAAUUGCGCAGCGUGGAUUCACCUUCGUCACCUUGUUCAGAGCAGGAGAGGAAAAAACUGAGGCCUGAACGGACAAACUGUUAAAACUAGAGUUCUGCAUCGACCCGAACCUGGAAUCCAAGUCUGCAUCAUGUUUUUGUUUUUUUUGUGUUAAAUUAUUAUCAUGUACAGUUUUAGGCCAGAUUGAUAUGAAACAUCUGCAUUGUAUAAACUAUUUUCUAAAAGAAAAGUUCAUCCUAAUGCAUUAAACUAAUCAAACAAG
Messenger RNA from Scophthalmus maximus (turbot), 2690 nucleotides. RefSeq names its product CMRF35-like molecule 1. Gene Ontology annotation, molecular function: transmembrane signaling receptor activity. Lineage: Eukaryota; Metazoa; Chordata; Actinopteri; Pleuronectiformes; Scophthalmidae. Gene Ontology annotation, cellular component: plasma membrane. The record is from RefSeq and is a predicted model, not a curated record. Bases 120 to 1094 code for a protein of 324 amino acids. The transcript is spliced from 7 exons.